Nycticebus coucang (slow loris) is the source of this 1998-nucleotide messenger RNA. It is a transcript of the gene PCYT1A, whose product is annotated as phosphate cytidylyltransferase 1A, choline. Gene Ontology annotation, molecular function: phosphatidylcholine binding; choline-phosphate cytidylyltransferase activity. The transcript is spliced from 9 exons. Gene Ontology annotation, biological process: CDP-choline pathway. NCBI's taxonomy places the organism in Eukaryota, Metazoa, Chordata, Mammalia, Primates, Lorisidae. The record is from RefSeq and is a predicted model, not a curated record. Bases 144 to 1247 code for a protein of 367 amino acids. Gene Ontology annotation, cellular component: endoplasmic reticulum.
GCUGGAGGCGGGACUUCCGGGCUGCUGUUCCGUCAGCUGCCUUCCCGGGCGUCUCCCCGCAACCUCUUCAACUUCUUGUCGGUGACGCGGCGCCCGGGAGCAAUCCGACGGGAUUGGGGUCGAGGGAGCGUAAGCUGCCGAAAAUGGAUGCCCAGAGUUCAGCCAAAGUCAAUGCAAGGAAGAGGAGGAAAGAGGCACCUGGACCCAAUGGGGCAACAGAGGAAGAUGGAAUUCCUUCAAAAGUGCAACGCUAUGCAGUUGGCUUACGGCAGCCAGCUCCUUUUUCUGAUGAAAUUGAAGUUGACCUUAGUAAACCCUAUGUCAGAGUGACUAUGGAAGAAGCCAGGAAAGGAACUCCUUGUGAGCGGCCUGUGAGAGUUUAUGCAGAUGGAAUAUUUGACUUAUUUCACUCUGGUCAUGCCCGGGCUCUGAUGCAAGCAAAGAACCUUUUCCCCAAUACAUACCUCAUCGUGGGAGUCUGCAGUGAUGAGCUAACACACAACUUCAAAGGCUUCACGGUGAUGAAUGAAAAUGAGCGCUAUGAUGCAGUGCAGCACUGCCGUUAUGUGGAUGAGGUGGUGAGGAAUGCCCCCUGGACCCUGACACCCGAGUUCCUGGCAGAACACCAGAUUGACUUUGUGGCCCAUGAUGAUAUUCCUUAUUCUUCUGCUGGGAGUGAUGAUGUUUAUAAGCACAUCAAAGAAGCAGGCAUGUUUGCUCCAACACAGAGGACAGAAGGUAUCUCCACAUCAGACAUCAUCACCCGAAUUGUCCGGGACUAUGAUGUGUAUGCAAGACGGAACCUACAGAGGGGAUACACAGCAAAGGAGCUCAAUGUCAGCUUUAUCAAUGAGAAGAAAUACCACUUGCAGGAGCGAGUUGACAAGGUGAAGAGGAAAGUGAAAGAUGUGGAGGAAAAGUCAAAAGAAUUUGUUCAGAAGGUGGAAGAGAAAAGCAUUGACCUUAUUCAGAAAUGGGAGGAGAAGUCCCGAGAAUUCAUUGGAAGUUUCCUGGAAAUGUUUGGUCCAGAAGGAGCACUAAAACAUAUGCUGAAAGAGGGAAAAGGUCGGAUGCUGCAGGCCAUCAGUCCAAAGCAGAGUCCCAGCAGCAGCCCUACUCGGGAACGCUCCCCCUCUCCCUCCUUCCGAUGGCCCUUCUCUGGCAAGACUUCCCCACCUUCCUCCCCAGCAAAUCUCUCCAGGCACAAGGCUGCAGCUUAUGAUAUCAGCGAGGAUGAAGAAGACUAAUUUUUCAUCCCUCCUUUCCUGUCCCCUCCCUCUAUCUCAUCACCUUCAGAAGCUCUCUGUUGAAUUCCAAAUUGUGAUCCCAACACUAAACUUAAGAACAGCUACAAAGGAAAGGCAAUUGAAGCAAGAGGACCUAGAAAUGGGGGAACAAAAAUAGUCUAUCCUCCAAGAGACAUCAAUCACCCACACCAAGGAGAAGGCUGACUAUAUCUUAGAGGCCUAUUCUGCAUCCAUCACCCUUCCCAAGGUCUUUGUUUUACUGUUAUAUUGAUGUGAUCUUGACAGGGAAAUUGUCAUUUUUAUUUUUAAAAAUUAGUCUUUCAAAUAUAGUAUGUAGAACUAAUUUUUUGCCCCUGAGGAGUGGGCAGAAGGAAGUGGUGUAAUAUGCAGAGGCCUUUUCUUCUUGAUACAGUCAAGUAUUUGCCUUCUGUUCUAAAGCAAAGUGGCUUACCAAGACAUUCAGUUGAUGAGCCAUGCUGGUGGGUAAUUUGGGGGGAAAUGUCAUAAUUUUGAUUUCCUUUAAAAAAGCUAAAAGCUUAUUACAGUCACAAAUCCCCUAAAUAUACUGUUGGCACAUGUGUCAGUGUGGCUGUGGGAAGGAGAUCUGAGCCUAACUUUUCUUACUCCCUGAGGAGUUUCUUAUUGGACCCAAUGGGGUCCAUGAAGACACUGAUGGGGAUGGAACCAGACCUCGAGGCAUCAACUGCAGUUUUUCUGCUGUGUUCAUCUUCUCAGAAAAUUCUGUUGCCCA